This is a messenger RNA of Cloeon dipterum, 1215 nucleotides long. Its product is annotated as NADH-cytochrome b5 reductase 2. Gene Ontology annotation, molecular function: oxidoreductase activity; FAD binding. The coding region runs from base 116 to 1036 and encodes 306 amino acids. The record is from RefSeq and is a predicted model, not a curated record. Lineage: Eukaryota; Metazoa; Arthropoda; Insecta; Ephemeroptera; Baetidae. The transcript is spliced from 6 exons.
GCAAGAGUGAUUCAUUAUUUUGAGAGCAUGAACAGGAGCAGCACGAUCACAGCUGGAGUAGCUUAAGCUGAAGGUUUGAAGCCGACAGAAGUUAAGUUUAAAAUCACGAUUCUCGAUGCUGCAAGAGGGCGAAGGCAGUCAGGUGCCGAUCCUGCUUGGUGUGGCCGUCGUGGCCGUAACAGUGGUGGUUGUCAACUUUUUACUUUGCCGCAAGAAGAAGUCUGUGAAAAAGACCCUUUUGGACCCAAACACCAAGUACCCACUGAAACUAAUUGAGAAAGAAGACAUCAGCCACGACACCAAGAGAUUCCGCUUCGAACUUCCCUCCGAAGAACAUGUUUUAGGAUUGCCAAUUGGCCAGCACAUUUACCUUUCAGCCACCGUCAACGGAAAUUUUGUGCCUCGUCCAUACACACCCGUCAGCAGCGAUGAAGACAAAGGAUAUGUUGACUUGGUCGUCAAGGUAUACCACCGUAAUGUAAACCCCAAGUUCCCUGAUGGAGGCAAAAUGAGCCAGCAUCUCAAUGAAAUGAAGAUUGGAGACAAGAUAGACGUGAAAGGACCUUCUGGAAGACUGGUCUAUGAAGGACGUGGAAAAUUCGCCAUCAAGCCAUCCCCAAGGGCAGCACCAGAGACCCAUGUGGCUAAGAAAUUAUCCAUGAUUGCUGGCGGAACUGGUAUCACUCCAAUGCUGCAACUGAUCCGCCACAUCACUCGCGACCCCAAGGACAAAACUGAGCUGCGACUUAUUUUCGCCAAUCAGACCGAAGAUGACAUUUUACUGCGAGAGGAGUUGGAGAAUGUCGCCAAAGAGCAUCCAGACCAGUUCAAAGUUUGGUACACAGUGGACCGCGCGUCUAACUCCUGGACCUACAGCACUGGUUUCGUAUCUGCCGAGUUGAUCCAGGAACAUCUGUUCCCCCCAUCCUCUGACAACCUUGUGCUGAUGUGCGGCCCCCCACCAAUGAUCAACUUUGCCUGCACCCCCAACCUGGACAAAAUGGGGUAUGAUGCCAAGAACAGGUUUGCUUACUAGCUUCAUGCACGCUUCAAUGGAGGAUCGAUGUAUGUGCCUUUAGUUUUUAUUCAAAUGUUGCAUUUUGAGUUGAGGAAUUUAUUUUUGGGAUUGCAUAAUGAAUUUACUUAAAAGAAAGAACUCGUUCGGUUGAGCUGAAUGUAGAUGCCAAAUAAAAGCAAAUCAUUUCUUUAAAUAAA